Malania oleifera is the source of this 390-nucleotide messenger RNA. RefSeq lists its product as uncharacterized. The transcript has 2 exons. The record is from RefSeq and is a predicted model, not a curated record. Lineage: Eukaryota; Viridiplantae; Streptophyta; Magnoliopsida; Santalales; Ximeniaceae. Bases 1 to 390 code for a protein of 129 amino acids.
AUGACUAUUAGGGAGUAUGCAGCGAAAUUUGUGGAGCUAUCACACUUCGCUCCAUUUCUGAUCCCGAACGAGGUCAAGAAGGCCAGGAAAUUUGAAAAAGGCCUGAGACGCAGAAUCUACGAGUUGGUGGUGGGAUUUCAGGUCCAAAAUUUCUCAGAUUUAGUAUAUAAGGCUUCAGUGCUGGAAAAGAGCAUCCAGAGCAGCACAAAGCCUACAAAGCAUAAGAAGAGGUCUGCACCAUCUAGUUUUCAAGCUGAGGUUAGUCAGGGAUCAAGAAAGAAAGGGAAAGAGGCAGUCGAUUCAAGGUGCAGUAAACCGGGGCAUAUUAAGAAGAUAUGUCGGGAACCGUUAUAUGUUGUAGCUGCACAGAAUCAAGAUCGAGGAAAAUAG